AUGGCGACUGAAAGCCUUACUAGGGUUUUAGAAGGGACUGACAAUUGGCUGUCCCAUAAGCAGUCUACCAGGUAUGAACCAGCACCUGCUAACACAGCCAUUGAAGAUCUUAGUUUGUUCCUAAAAGGUGACAGGAUUCAAGGCCUUGGGAAGGAAAUGAUACCACACCGGAGUGAGAGUGCACCCCCAAGCAUGGAGGGUUCUAUAGUAGCACUUGAGAAUAUCUUUUCUUGGCGGACAUCCGCUUUGAAUCCUGGCCUGGUACAUUCAAGCGUCUCUGCUGACAUCUCUGAGACUGAAGUGAAAUAUUUUGCUGAGUCCGCUUCUUUUUCGAAGUAUAGUUCUGAUGUCAAAUUGGACCCAAAGUUCGGACAGCAUAUUAACUUGUGGGAAAGAAGUCGUCUCUCUCACCAUAGUAAUAGUACCAGCCGUGAUUGGAAGAUUUCUUCAAAUGAUGGUUCAAUGCUAUUGCCUAUGGGUAACCUUCCUGCUCAUGAGGAAGAACCUGAGGAUGACAGAUCAUCUGAACUGAGUGGAUCUCUGUCUGUAGAGAAAGCUGUUUUAUUGGGUCACCAUGAGGAUACAUUUGACUUGACACAGGAAGAUCCCCUCCAGACAUCUUUACCCUCAUACAGUCAGUAUUGCUCCCCGAGCCAUAAAUCAAUGGAAAAAGAAGUUGAGUUAGAAGCUGAUUUCAGUGCAUCAACUUCUGCUGCAAGUGCUCCCAGUGCAGAUGAUACGAGGCAAGUCUCACAAUGCAAUCCUCUUACUGCCCCUGUUUCAAGCCCGCCACUUAUUGAUGGUACAAGGGGUACACUUAUUAGGCCGUCUCUACUCAAAACACACUUAAAUACUGUAAAUCUUGAUUCAAAAGAUAAUUUAUUGACUACUGGGGUAAGUGAUUUGGAUGUUGCCCAUAUUAAAUCUGGCAUUGAGGGUGUUAACUUAUCUAGUGCUUCAAAUUCUGAUUACAACAAAAUCCAACACAACGUGCAAGUCUUCUCCUAUAACAAUAUGCUGCAGCAGCAAACAUUUUCACAACAAGGCAAUGCUUCUCGAGUUCAGGGCUCUCAGUCUCAGAUCAGUUAUCCAGGAUUAAUUCGUGCAUAUAGCUCAAACCAUUUUCACUAUGGUUCCUCUAGCAUUUCUACGGCAGAGGUACAGCCAAUACUCCAGUCAUCUGGAUUCACUCCUCCACUCUAUGCCUCGGCAGCUGCUUUUAUGACCACACCAAAUCAAUUUUAUCCUAGUCUUCAGCCAGGUGGCUACUUCACUUCACAACAUGGUGUGGGUGGAUACACUUUCCACCCUGCUGUUCUUCCCUCAUUUCUGGCUAGAUCUGCCCCUCAUGGUGCUGUUCCCCUGCCUAUUGAAAAUACUACUGUCUUUCCCGCUUCUGGCGUCCCAGAGGGAGGAAGUGUACAUGGAUAUGACAUGCGACAUCCAGAGAAGUUCUAUGGACAAGUUGGAUUUUCCAUGCAACCUCCUCUAUCCGAUCCUUUUCAUAUGCAAUACAUUCGACAACCUGUGCGAGAUUCCUAUGGUUUGUAUGGUCAAUUUGGUCAUCCAACGCCAAGAGAUGGUGCAAUUGUGAGUCAAGUGAAUGCUUGUGACCCUAAAAGUGGCCCAGAGAUUAUUGCUUAUCCAACCAAUCAGAGAUUCCUGAAUCCAUCAGGUGCAGACUUUAACAGUUUGAAUCCAAGAAGAGGGAGCACACCAAGUUAUUUUUCUUUGGGAAGCCCAAUAAAUGUUGGCCCUUUGAUGCAAUUUCCUACCUCACCUGUCAUUAGUCCAGUUUUGUCAGGAACACCUGUAGGAGGAAACACUUUUUCCAGAGGGAGAAAUAACACGAGUCUUUCUCAGGCUUCCUGUGGAAACGCAGGCAAUUCUUUUGGACUUCAAAGUCCAAGUGGUGAAGAUACCAAUUCAUUUUCUUUUCUUGAAGAGUUGAAAUCGGGUAAAGGUCAAAGAUACAAGUUGUCUGAUAUAGCAGGACAUAUUGCUGAAGUUAGUGUUGAUCAACAUGGAAGUAGAUUCAUUCAGCAGAAGCUGGAAAAUUGUAGUGCCGAAGAGAAGGAGUCUUUGUUCAAGGAAGUUGUCCCCCUUGCUUCCAAACUAAUGACUGAUGUUUUCGGCAACUAUGUGAUUCAGAAGCUAUUUGAAUAUGGUACCCCAAAACAACAAAAAGACCUUGCAAAUCAAUUAACAGAUCAAAUUUUGCCUUUAAGUUUGCAGAUGUAUGGCUGUCGUGUAAUCCAAAAGGCUCUUGAAGUUAUCGAGUUAGAGCAAAAGGCAAAGCUUGUCAGAGAGCUGGAUGGACAUGUGAUGAGAUGUGUUCGUGAUCAAAAUGGGAAUCAUGUAAUACAGAAGUGCAUAGAGAGCAUUCCAGCUUCUGAUAUUGGUUUUAUAAUUUCUUCGUUCCGCGGUCAAGUUGCAACACUUUCAAUGCAUCCUUAUGGUUGCCGUGUCAUACAGAGGGUCCUCGAGCAUUGUAAUGAUCAGUUGCAGACACAGUUUAUAGUGGAUGAGAUUUUGGAGUCAGUUUGCGCUCUUAUUCAGGACCAGUAUGGCAACUAUGUCACCCAGCAUGUACUAGAGAGGGGAAAGCCUCAUGAAAGAAGCCAAAUUAUUAGCAAAAUAACUGGAUCUAUAGUACAACUGAGCCAGCAUAAAUUUGCAUCAAAUGUUGUCGAAAAAUGUCUGGAGUGUGGUGAUUCAACUGCAAGGGAGAUGCUGAUAAAGGAGAUUAUUGGGCAUGGUGAUAAAAACGAUAAUUUAUUGAUAAUGAUGAAAGACCAAUAUGCAAAUUAUGUCAUCCAGAAGAUUCUUCAAAAAUGUACCAAUGAUCAGAGGGAAGUGUUACACGGUUUAAUAAGAAAUCAUCUUACUGCUUUAAAGAAGUAUACAUAUGGAAAACACAUUGUUGCUCGAUUUGAGCAUCUGUGCGGAGAAGAAAUUCAAACAUCAGAAUCCUAA
Fraxinus pennsylvanica is the source of this 2976-nucleotide messenger RNA. The record is from the annotation of a GenBank genome assembly. NCBI's taxonomy places the organism in Eukaryota, Viridiplantae, Streptophyta, Magnoliopsida, Lamiales, Oleaceae.